AUGGCAACCAGGCUCCCCAGCCUCCAACUGGCUGGCCAGGUCGGGUGGCACAGCCGCGGCAUCCUGGAACAGGACCCAGUAGUGGCUGUCCCCGCCCCGGCCCGCAGUGUCUGGGCACCCCCACCGGGCAGCCUGGCCAAGGCCUCCCACCCCACCCCCAUCCAGGACAGCUGCCGGGGCGGCCUGAGCCCAGUGGCCUUCCUGCUCCUGCUGACCGGCUGCCUGGCUGUCACCCCCUGGCCCAAGGCUGAGGGCAUCUGCCAGGCUGGAGACGGCAGCCAUGGGGCCAGGCCGGCCUGCCCUGCAGUGCAAGAGAGACACAUUGUGCUGCUCAUUGAGCGCAGGGUGGGGGAGGCUCUGGCCAGCGGAGGGGACACCUCCCAGGAGCUGUGCAAGGAGGCGUGGCAAAGGCUGCUCCAGGGCAGGGCUGGGGGGACACGCAUUUACUAUGCACCAAGCAUGGCUGGCUGCCUAGGGGCAUCAGGACCUCAGCUAAGCUCGCAGACACCCCAACAGGUCUUAGGGACCCCAGGCACUGAGGAGGAAACCAAGGCUCCAGAAAGACCACCCCCACUUCCAAUGAGAAAGGCGCAGAGAGGGGCUCAGCCCAGGCCGUCUGACCCCAGAGACCCCCUCCACAGCCCCCAGCUGCAGCCCCCUCAGCCCACAGUGGGAGCUGGCCGCAUCCCUGACGGCGGGACCCCCCACCCCAUCCCCACCCUGCCAGGGGCCCCGCAGCUGCUUGGGCUGCAGAUUCCCGCCGACUCGCUAGAUUCAACACCACCCCCUGCCAUCCUGGCUGCCAAACUCCAUCACCGAGAUCGCCUCCUCCCGCUCCAGCGCCAUUCCCGCCGUGGCCCCUGCCCAGCCUUUGGGGGUCGGUCCAGGGAGGGGGAGCACCCAGGGCGGGGGUCCCACUUGUCGGACCGAGCAAGUCGGGAGUGGGAAGCCAGUGGCGCGCGAGGUCUCCGGCCGGCCCACCGGGAGACACGGCCGCCCCCACGCUGCACCUCCCCAGGGGCCUCCGGGCUUCCCAGCCCACCCGAGGCUCUCCCCUCUCGACGCCGCCCGCGGCCCUGGGCCGGGCGCCUGCACGUGUCUGUCUGUGCCAUGUCCCCUCCCCUUCCCUCCGCUCACACAGGGGAACACGCACCCACUCUCAGCACUCGGCCCUCGGGAGCCACCUCCUCCAGGAAGCCCACCCGAAAGUCCGGCGGAGCAGCCCCUCCUCUGGCUCCCACACGCACUGCCCUGGGCCGGGGGAAGGGCGACGGGGAGGAGGACGAGGCAACACCAGAGAGGAACCAGCCAGCUGCGUCUGCCUCGGGCCUCCUCGCCAGAAGCAAAGCCUCUUCCAUGAAGAUAAUGUUCCAGUAA
This is a messenger RNA of Choloepus didactylus (southern two-toed sloth), 1377 nucleotides long. Its product is annotated as elongin BC and Polycomb repressive complex 2-associated protein-like. The record is from RefSeq and is a predicted model, not a curated record. NCBI's taxonomy places the organism in Eukaryota, Metazoa, Chordata, Mammalia, Pilosa, Megalonychidae. The transcript is spliced from 4 exons. The coding region runs from base 1 to 1377 and encodes 458 amino acids.